This is a messenger RNA of Racocetra persica, 120 nucleotides long. The record is from the annotation of a GenBank genome assembly. NCBI's taxonomy places the organism in Eukaryota, Fungi, Glomeromycota, Glomeromycetes, Diversisporales, Gigasporaceae.
GCAAAUAGCAAAAUUCAAAAAUAUAACAAACUACGAACUAAAUCUGGAGUGAUAAUUGGCUCAAAGCUUGCAUAUCAUAAAGAAGAUAUCUCGCGAAAUAAUUAUUCAAUUGCAUUAUAA